UCUUGCUCAGAAGAAUACCAGCUUCCAGUUUUCAGGAUUGUGAACGCGAUUAGGCCAUCUCCUUUUGUAUUCGGUUUAUACAAAUCUUCAUCAACUUGCUGCCUCUUACAGUUUCCGGAGAGAAGUAAGAGUAACAUGGAUGAGAAGAAUGAUGUGGAUAAGGUUGAAGAUGUGAUGUUGCCUGGUUUUCGAUUUCAUCCAACAGAUGAGGAGCUUGUUGGAUUUUACCUCAGGAGAAAGAUUCAGCACAGACCUUUGCCCAUUGAGCUGAUUAAGCAAGUAGAUAUAUAUAAAUAUGAGCCCUGGGAUCUUCCAAAGCUAGCAGCUUCAGGGGAGAAAGAGUGGUAUUUCUACUGCCCCAGAGACCGUAAAUACAGAAAUAGUGCAAGGCCAAACAGAGUCACAGGAGCCGGGUUUUGGAAGGCGACUGGAACAGACCGUCCUAUUUACUCUUCUGAUAGCACCAAGUGUAUUGGUUUGAAAAAGUCCCUAGUUUUCUAUAGAGGCAGAGCUGCCAAAGGGAUUAAAACAGACUGGAUGAUGCAUGAAUUUCGGCUACCUUCACUGUCAGACUCAGCACCACCGAAAAAGCUCUUGGACAAAAGCCUUCCUGCAAAUGAUGCAUGGGCUAUUUGUAGGAUAUUCAAAAAGACCAAUUCCAUGGCCCAGAGAGCUCUUUCUCACCCUUGGAUAUCUUCAUUACCUGAGACUACAGCAUCUGAAAUACUCCACCAAGGUGCACCUUGCACUCAAUUAAGUUCAGAGAACAUUUCUUGCACAACUGAAAUCGAAUCAGCAAUACACUUAUGCAGCAACAGUGAACUACAACAAGGCUCCACUGCUAGUUUUUCUACUGUAGAUGUUCACUCUUAUAAACCAUUCAAUACGACAGUCUACAGACCAUCUCUAUUUUCUGUUUCCAAUGGAGACCUUCACAACAACUUCAUGUUUUCUCAGCUUGACAUGUCAGGAGCCGCCAAGUGUACAGUUGAUGCUGCUCCCAUGCUAUUGAGCCCACCCUUGAUCUCUGAUGUUACUAAGGCCUCCGAGAGUAUAGAUUUUGGAGGGCAACAACAGCAAUAUAGUGGCUUCUCAAUCAGCUUGCCCCAAGAUAUGCAAGGAAAUGCAGGUGUAGGAGAAAGUGAGGAGGGCAUGAAAAGGAACUCGAAUGCAACCCCUGAUGAUAACCCUUGGGGAACUAUCCGAUCAAUGGGAUUUCCCUUCAGCUUGCCCCCAAACGUGCCUGAUACAUGGAAGCCCAAUCUACCAUGGGAUUCACCUCAAUGUCCUAGUGAGAUGUCCACUACUUAUUCAACUGACAAAUGCUAUUCUUAAGCAGCUGCCUAGUGGUUUCGGGAUAUUAAGUUGAGCUAGUACGAGCAGCAUACCUGUUCCACAGUAUUAUUGUACAGUUUUCACAUAUUCCGACUACACUCGCUAGGCUAAAUACAUUCUCUCGUUUAUUUGUUUCUAUUUUCUUUUUCUACCCCCACCAUCGUCAUUUCCACUGUCCCACCCACUUUUCUUAUCUCCUGUGUAACAGUUUUACAUGAAUAUAUUUUAG
Messenger RNA from Theobroma cacao (cacao), 1564 nucleotides. RefSeq names its product NAC domain containing protein 94 (gene NAC094). Gene Ontology annotation, biological process: regulation of DNA-templated transcription. NCBI's taxonomy places the organism in Eukaryota, Viridiplantae, Streptophyta, Magnoliopsida, Malvales, Malvaceae. The record is from RefSeq and is a predicted model, not a curated record. Gene Ontology annotation, molecular function: DNA binding.